Laetiporus sulphureus 93-53 is the source of this 1686-nucleotide messenger RNA. Its product is annotated as cytochrome P450. The record is from RefSeq and is a predicted model, not a curated record. The transcript is spliced from 14 exons. NCBI's taxonomy places the organism in Eukaryota, Fungi, Basidiomycota, Agaricomycetes, Polyporales, Laetiporaceae. Bases 1 to 1686 code for a protein of 561 amino acids. Gene Ontology annotation, molecular function: iron ion binding; monooxygenase activity; heme binding.
AUGGAGUCCCUGCUCUUCGUCGCCUUCGGCCCGCUUGUCGUGCUCGUCCUCAGAUGGAGGGUGGUCCGCACAAUCCGAAAGUGCAUCGACAUCACCGGACCUGCUAAGGACCAUUUCUUCAAGGGCUUGCAACUUCCAUCAAAUCUUCCAGAUGGUCUCCGGUUCAAUCUAAACAUGUCUGAGCAAUACGGUGGCGCUGUUCGAGUGCAUGUGCUGCUUGGAGAAGAGCAGUUGUACGUCUCGGACCCUCGUACCCUCCAUCACAUUAUAGUCAAGGAGCAGCACAUAUAUAAUGAAACAGACGCCUUCUUAAUGACGAACAAGCUGAUUUUCGGAACCCAACACAAGAAGCAGAGGAAGAUGCUCAAUCCUGUGUUUUCUCUCGCGAAUAUGCGAGACCUCCUGCCAAUCAUCCAACCAAUCGCCGAUCAGCUGCUCGCUGCACUGUUAACAGAAUUGCCACCCGACGGCGAGAAAGAGAUCAACAUCAUUCCACUGAUGUCCCGCACUGCCUUGGAGUACAUAUGUCAAGCGGGCAUGGGCUACACCUUCAACACGCUGGAGUCGGGCACGACAUCAUACCCGACAGCGAUGCGCAUCAUCAUGCUCCGGCCAUUUAUCCCGCACAUCGUACGUGGUCUGCCCCUCCGCUGGUGCAACGCCCUCGUCGACUGGGUCCCCAUGCCUGCCCUACGUGAGAUGUGCGAAAUUGUGGGCACACUCGACAGCGUGAGCAAGACUAUUUAUGCAGAGAAGAAAGCUGCAAUGGACGGGCGCGCCACGAAGGGUGCACUUGUGGGCGGUGAUCUCGGUCCGCGGAUGAAAGGCCGGGACAUCAUAAGCAUCUUGCUGAAGGCGAAUUCGUCCUCGUCAGAUGCCGACCGACUCACCGAGGCCGAGCUCCUCGGACAAAUGAACACCAUCAUCUUCGCAGCGUUCGAGACGACCACCGUCGCCAUCGCGCGCCUCUUCUACGUCCUCGCGACGCGCCCGGACGCGCAGGCGCGCCUGCGGAACGAGCUGCGCGCGGCGAAGCAGGCGCAUGCAGUGGCCGGCGAGCGCUGGGAGGAUGUCGCGCUGCCGUACGACGCGCUAAUGGGCUUGCCGUACCUCGAUGCGAUCGUGCGCGAGACGUUCCGCGUCUACCCGCCGACGUCGCUCAUGAGCCGUGUCACCAGGCAGGCGACGGUCCUCCCGCUCGAGCAGCCUGUACGUUCCUCGUCCGGCGAACGGAUCUCGUCCAUACCCUUGCCCGAGGGUACGACCGUCAUCGUCUCCAUCCUCGCCGCGAACCACAACAAAGAGGUGUGGGGUGAGGACGCCUCAGCGUGGUGCCCGGAGCGCUGGCUCACUGCAUCGAGCGAGCGAAUCCGCAUAGAUGCUCCUUCGGAAAGCAAGAUCAAGUAUCCCGGAGUCUAUGCAUCAAUGAUGACCUUCUUGGGAGGCGGACGUGCCUGCAUCGGAUUCAAGUUUGCGGAGAUGGAGCUGAAGCAAGUCGUCGCGACCCUCCUACCCGCAUUGAGCCUCGAGCUUCCUUCAGAGCCUGACGAGAGCGGUAAUGUCAAGGAGAUAUACUGGAAGAUGAAUGGCUUGCAGGUGCCCGUGGUCCGUCUGCCCUUCGGCGACGAUCGCACGCCACAGGUGCCGUUGACGAUCAGGAGAGUGGAAGAACGUGACUUUUCUUGA